Messenger RNA from Papaver somniferum (opium poppy), 2264 nucleotides. RefSeq lists its product as uncharacterized. Lineage: Eukaryota; Viridiplantae; Streptophyta; Magnoliopsida; Ranunculales; Papaveraceae. The transcript is spliced from 7 exons. Gene Ontology annotation, molecular function: protein binding. The coding region runs from base 801 to 2264 and encodes 487 amino acids. The record is from RefSeq and is a predicted model, not a curated record.
UUCUCAAAAAAAAAGAAAAAAAAAAAACUCACUCACUCUCUGCAAAUGAUAAACAAAUUUCUUAUUUCUAAACAAAAAUUGAUGAACAAAUUUGUAAUGGGUUUCGUGAUCCUCAUCAUCAUCUCUUGUUAUCCGGCAUUACAUUAGGUUAGUUUUGAUAUUCGAUUUCAAAAUGUAAACUUUAGCAGAAAUUGGAUUCAAUUUAAGAAUCCAGCAGAGUGUAAAUUAAUUUGUGGGUUUCAGUAAUUAAUUCUACAUUCUUCUGGAUUCUUAACUUGAUGAAUUUCAAAAUGGAUUACUCUUUCUGUGUGACCUAAUUUGCAGACUGGAGACAAGUGAGUAGAAUUUCCAACACUAGAACACAUAUUGGAUCUGGAAGCUGCUAUCUCUCAACUCUCAAGCUUUAGUGUUGUCACCAACAACAGUAUUGACGCCAGAAGAAGAUGCCGAUAAGAGUAGCAAUGCUACAGCUAAAGUUUCAGAAAACGUGAAAGAGACACCAUCGGUAGUGUUUGAGGAGAUCAUGCAGGCGUUACCUGAGGAUAAUCAUAAUGAACAAUAUCAGCAGCCGCCAUUUGAACAUCAACUUUGUGAUUUCAUAGGAAAUCAUACGACUAUGGAGCGGAACCUUAAAUUAACUGUACGACGCAGCAUCUGAUGGUGACUGGGAAAAGGCUAAUAGGUUUUUUGAAAACAAUCCACAAGCAAUUCGAGAAGUGGUCACUGAAGAACUAGAAACAGCGCUGCAUAUAGCUGUACACAGGAAUCACUCAGUGUUUAUAGAGGAGAUUGUGAGAAUCAUGCCACCUGAAGUACUGGAAUAUAAAAUAAAAAAUUCUAAAUUUACAGCACUUCACUUAGCUGUCAAGUACGGAAAUCUUAAAGCAGCUGAGAUGAUGGUUAAGAAGAACCAGAAGUUGACUCAGAUACGCAAUAGCGAUGGAUGGGUACCCCUAGCUUAUGCUCUUGCGUAUACUACAGGUGCACAGAAAGAGAUAGUUGAGUACCUUUACUCUGUAACUAAUGAUGAGGACCCAAGUCCAUUCUUGGGUCAUGAUGGUGCUAGCCUACUGUGUGAUGCAAUUAAUCAAGAGUUUUACGAUAUAGCGUCAUCUCUUGUCCACCGAUUUCCAGCAUUGGUUAGUACGAAGUCGAAGCGAUCUAAGCAAUAUGGAUUCGAAAUACUUGUUGGGAAGCCGUCAACAUUCUUAAGCGGAGCUAAGCUAACAUGGUGGCAGCGUUGCAUUUAUUCAUUAGUUCAAGUGGACAUGGAUGCUGUGCAUGGCUACGACAGCCAAGUAGAUGACAAAAACGCUUGGGAAAUAGAUGAAAGGGACGAAAGAGAAAAUGGUAAAUGUUCAGAGAGGACCGGAUCAGACGAAGAGAACCCUUCACAAAGCAUAAGGGCAAAUAUUGAGGAUGCAGGGAACUCUUCAAAGAGCUCAGAUGGCAUCAUAGGAGAUGAAGAUCAUCUUUCAGUGGGCUAUAAAGUCCCCUUAUCAACUAGUAAAGACCCAUCAAUAAUCCAGUCCAUCUCCAUCCUCUCCAUGCCUUACCUAAUGCGAGCUCUGCAGAUGCAACAUGAAUUACAGUGGUUCAAGGGCGUGGAAAGUAUCCUACUCAAGAAAAAAAGGUUCAGCCCAAACAUAGAUGGAGAUACAGCUCAGUCAAUAUUUACAGAGGAACAUAAAGAUUUAGUGGUGAAAGGCGAGAAAUGGAUGAAGGAUACAUCUGGAUCUUGCAUGGUAGUAGCUACCCUCAUUGCUACUGUAGCAUUUGCAGCUGCUUUUACUAACCCUGGAGGUAAUAUAAGUGAUAGUAAUAGCAGCAAAAACGGCACUCCAGUUUUCUUGGGAAGUACAUCAUUUAUCGUAUUCGUGGUGGCUGAUGCGUUAGCUCUAUUUUCUUCGAUCACGUCAGUACUUAUGUUUUUAGCUUUAUACACGUCAAGGUAUGCAGAAGAAGAAUUCCUCACGUCCCUUCCACGAAAACUUGUUAUGGGUCUUGGAACUUUAUUCAUAUGGAUGGCUACCAUAUUGGUAGCUUUUAGUGCAGCACUGUCCAUUGCGCUUGAAGAUAGGUGUGUCUGGGCACCAAUUCCUAUGGCGUUAUUUAGUUGUGUUCCUGUAUUGCUAUUUGUAAUGCUGCAGCUACCAUUGUUUGUUGAAAUUGUUCGUUCUGCGUACUGGGGUAGCCUCUUUUCAAAACAUAGAUAUGUGCAAUCUAGUGUUGAUAAAUAUGAUAGUAUAAAGAAAGAUAACUGA